Pomacea canaliculata is the source of this 4546-nucleotide messenger RNA. Its product is annotated as leucine--tRNA ligase, cytoplasmic-like. Gene Ontology annotation, biological process: leucyl-tRNA aminoacylation. The record is from RefSeq and is a predicted model, not a curated record. Gene Ontology annotation, molecular function: leucine-tRNA ligase activity; aminoacyl-tRNA deacylase activity; ATP binding. Lineage: Eukaryota; Metazoa; Mollusca; Gastropoda; Architaenioglossa; Ampullariidae.
GUGGUUUAACUGCAGGAAGUAAAACAACUUGUGAAGUGCAGGAAAAAAUAAUAAAACCCACAUUUAAUUUUUAUUUCUUCAUACAGCCGAUUACAUAGUAUAGUUUAUCUAUGUUCACUGACAUUAUUGAAAUUUAAAUUGAAGGAUUUUGCGACUUAUGCACAUGGCGACCAUCUUGCGUCAUCUGCUAGUACUCGUGCAAUCUUCGCAAAGCCGAUGCAAUAUAUGCCCGAAACAUAUAUAAUCAACUACUCUAAGAACAAAUCAGUAGCAUUUUUAAUAUUUGAAAAUUACGAUGGCACCUACAGAGGGAUCUGGUCCACAACAAGAUACUUCAACUGGCCGGAAAAGUACAGCCAAAUUGACAGAGAUACUGGAUAUUGAACGGAAGGUCCAGGAACGGUGGGAAGCAGAACAUGUUUUUGAGGAAGAUGCUCCACUGCAGGGAACACAGGCAGCAAAACAGGAGAAGUUUUUGGUAACAUUUCCAUACCCCUACAUGAAUGGGCGACUUCAUCUGGGUCAUACUUUCUCCCUGUCAAAAUGCGAGUUUGCAGUUGGAUACCAAAGAAUGACGGGAAAGAAAUGUCUGUUUCCCUUCGGUCUGCACUGCACAGGCAUGCCCAUAAAGGCAUGUGCUGACAAACUCAAAAAUGAAAUUGCGGACUAUGGCUACCCACCUGUUUUCCCAGUAGAGCAAGAGGAAGAAAAAACAGACACUAAGGAACCUGAGGUUGGCAAGGACAAGUCUAAGGGGAAGAAGGGUAAAGUGCUAGCCAAGACAGGUGGCCUAAAGUACCAGUGGCAGAUCAUGGCUUCUCUGGGCUUGAGUGAUGAAGAGAUCAGAGAGUUUACUGACCCAGCACACUGGCUCAAGUACUUCCCCCCUCUGGCCCAGGCUGAUUUGCGAUCCAUGGGUAUUAAGGUUGACUGGAGAAGAAGUUUCAUAACAACAGAUGCCAACCCAUAUUAUGACUCUUUUGUGAGAUGGCAAUUCAUCCGCCUUAAGGAGAGAAACAAGGUCAAAUUUGGAAAAAGAUACACAAUCUUCUCCCCCAAAGACAACCAACCCUGCAUGGACCAUGAUCGAAGCUCAGGGGAGGGGGUAGGGCCUCAGGAGUAUACUCUGAUCAAGAUGAAAAUACAACAACCUUUUCCUGAAAAACUGAGGCCCCUGUCUGGAAAAAAUGUGUUCCUUGUGGCAGCUACUCUCCGACCAGAGACUAUGUUUGGGCAGACUAACUGCUGGGUCCGUCCAGACAUGAAGUACAUUGCUGCAGAGAUGAACGGGGAGGUGUUUAUCUGCACUGAACGGGCAGCACGUAACAUGAGCUAUCAGGAGAUGACAACUGACAAUGGAAGGGUCAAGGUCCUGGUGGAGCUAACUGGACAGGACAUUCUAGGUGCUGCAUUGCAGUCUCCUCUGACAUCCUAUCCUACAGUGUAUACACUUCCUAUGCUGAAUAUCAAAUAUGGCAAAGGAACUGGUGUUGUCACCAGCGUGCCGUCUGAUUCACCGGAUGACUUUGCUGCUUUGAGAGACUUGAAAAAGAAGGAACCCUUCAGACAGAAAUAUGGAAUAAAAGAUGAGAUGGUGAUGCCCUUUGAACCUGUGCCCAUCAUUGAAGUGCCAGAGUUUGGCAAUUUGUCAGCAGUGACAGCCUGUGAGCGAUAUAAAGUGGCCAGUCAAAAUGACCGUGACAAGCUAGAAGAGGCAAAACUGGAGGUCUACCGCAAAGGCUUCUAUGAUGGGGUCAUGCUUGUGAAAGGUUAUGAAGGCCAGAAGGUUCAAGAUGUAAAAAAGGCCAUUCAGAGCCUAAUGAUUGAAAAGAAUGAGGCCCUUAUCUACCAGGAGCCAGAGAAUCAGGUGAUAUCUCGAUCAGGGGAUGAGUGUGUGGUGGCAUUGUGUGAUCAGUGGUUUCUGGAUUAUGGAGAAGAAGAAUGGAAAACACAAGCAAGAGAGUGUUUAGCUGAACUGAAUACAUUCUCAGACGAUGUCCGUCACAACUUUCUAGCCACUCUCGAUUGGCUGCAUGAACAUGCUUGUUCGCGCUCUUAUGGACUUGGCACCAAGAUGCCAUGGGAUCCUCAGUAUUUGAUUGAGAGCCUGUCAGACUCCACAAUCUACAUGGCAUUCUACACAGUUGCACAUCUCCUUCAGGGGGGUGUGGUGAACGGUAGUCAGCCUGGCCCAGCCAACAUCAGACCAGAGCAGAUGACCCUGGAAGUGUGGGAUUACAUUUUUUUCAAAGAGGCUCCAUUUCCAAGUAACUGCAAGAUUCCCAAGGCCACUCUCAACAGCCUGAAAGCAGAGUUUGAGUACUGGUACCCAGUGGAUGUGCGAAUGUCUGGAAAAGACCUUAUCCAGAAUCACUUAACAUACUACAUCUACAACCAUAUUGCUAUGUGGCCAAAUGACAAGACCAAGUGGCCUAAAGCAAUCCGUGCCAAUGGCCAUAUCCUUCUGAACUCGGAGAAGAUGUCAAAAUCUACAGGAAACUUCUUAACCUUGACUGAGGCUGUGGCCAGGUUUUCUGCUGAUGGUAUGCGCCUGUCACUGGCAGAUGCUGGUGACACCGUGGAGGAUGCCAACUUUGUGGAAAAAAUGGCGGAUGCUGGUCUUCUACGCCUGUAUACCUUGCUGGAAUGGGUCAAAGAAAUGAUUGCCAGUCAAGGGGAGCUUCGGACUGGUCCGCCAGAAGCAUACACUUUUAGUGACAAAGUGUUCUUAAGUGAGAUCAACAAAACCAUAAAGGAAACGCAGGCUCAUUUUGAUGCCUUCAUGUUCAAAGAGGCUCUCAGGACUGGCUUCUUUGAGUUUCAGGGCAAACGUGACAAGUACCGAGAAGUGGCAACAGAGGGCAUGCACCGCGACUUGGUCUUCCUCUUUAUCAAAGUGCAGGUGCUGCUGAUGGCACCCAUUACACCUCACAUGGCUGAGUUCAUCUGGGGAGAACUACAGAAAGAACUCUUAGGUGAGAGCAUCAUGCACGCUGCAUGGCCAGUUGCAGGCCCUGUUGAUGAGGUCUUGAUCAGGUCUUCUGAGUAUCUGAUGGACGCAGCUCAUGAGUUUCGCCUACGUCUUAAGACUGCCCUUCAUCCUGGCAAAAACAAAAAGGCAUCAGUUCCCACGCAUGGUACUGUAUGGGUAGCAAAGACCUACCCUCCUUGGCAGAACACUGUACUGACCACUUUAAAACAACUGUACAAUGCUAAUCAAGGUUUUCCGGACAACAAAGUAAUCUCCAGUGAACUCAAAGACAAGCCAGAGUUAAAGAAGUACAUGAAGAAAGUCAUGCCCUUUGUGCAGGUGGCCAAGGAAAAUUUCAACAAACACGGAGUACGUGCUUUGGAUUUGACAUCAGAGUUUGAUGAGAAAGAAGUACUAGAUAUAAACCGUGCCUACUUGUGUAAUACCCUGGAGUUGGAGGGAUUGGACAUCAAGUUUUCCGAAGGUGCAGAUGAGAAAGUACGGGAAGACUGUUGCCCAGGAAAACCAUUUAUUACUUAUCGCACUGAGCCUUCAGUAAAUAUACUCCUCAUCAACCAACAGCAAGGUAGUGGACUUUUCGAGAUGUCAGUACCUGUCUUUGAAGGCGAUAUUCCAGCCAAGAUUGCAGCUCGUCUGGCUAAAUCUGAGCGAUCCAAAAUCAAGGAUCCAUCCUUGGUGCAGAUCCUGCGUUACAAAGAUGCUAAUGCUGGAUGGAGAAGCAUCCCACAGCUCAAUGGUGCUGGCGAUGACAAAGUAGUUAUAUCUGCAACAGCUGUCUUCCAUAUUGACACCACUUCAAACAGCAUUUUUGCUGAGGAAAAUAGUGCCAAACUGCCUCUGGGCAGACAGAUUGUGUACCGUGUCAUGUGACGCAUUUGCUUCACUGUUCUGAGAGAAUGUGAAGAACUUUCUGGCACAAAUAUACUCACAAAUUGGAAAGAUAAGCCUUUUCAAAAAACUGUUUUAUAACUUAAAAGGUUUGGAUUUAUUUCUCAUUUGAAGAGGUUAACAUAAUUUUCAACUACACAUGCUCAACUGAACUAUAAAGAGUUAAUCUUGACAUGCAGCUUAUGUGGCAGAGAGAAAAUAUUUCUUGAUUAGUGAACUAUUUCACAUCUUUUAAAUCUUUAAAUUUCCUCCAUUUUCUUGAGAAGCUGAAAAAAUAUAUAAAAAAGAAUAUUGUAUAAGUCUGUGCAGUUGGUUGUGGGUACUUUGAAUUAACAUUUGAUAUUAAGUGACCAUUAGGUGUCCUUAAACUAUUUUGAGUGUUGAAAGAAAAAGAACCAGUUCUCUGUAUAGCAAAAUUUUCAAAGUUCAAAUUCUCUACAUAAUAAAAUUGUAGAUGUAGAAAAGGAUAAGAUUGAGACAUGGCUGGUAUGCUGCAUUUCAUGUGUGGUGUGUGUGUGGUGUAUGUGUCUGUUUGUGUUCUAAGAGCUUAGUAUGAAUGCGGUUUCCUCUUGUGUAGUCUUCUUUAUUGUCAGCAGCACUGAAGAACAUGUUAUUUGUCUUACCUCAGUAGUGAAUGAAUAAGUAAAAGUCAUGUUGUAAUGUUGA